Molecule: messenger RNA, 3095 nt
Organism: Owenia fusiformis
Lineage: Eukaryota; Metazoa; Annelida; Polychaeta; Sabellida; Oweniidae
Source: the annotation of a GenBank genome assembly
CAAAAAUGGCGGAAGGAGGAUCUCCCGAUUGUGAGGCGCAAAAGAAUGAAAUUGCUAAGGAAAUUAAGGCUACUUUGAAGAAAGGAGACAUAUGGUAUUUAAUUGACACAAAGUGGUUCAAACAGUGGAAGAAAUAUGUUGGCUAUGACUCAUGGGAUACUAGUUAUGUUGGAGAAAAAAGUGCAUUUCCUGGGCCCAUUGAUAAUUCACCAUUGUUUGAUGGGGAGAAAGGAGGAUUGCGAGAGCAUCUCUUGGAUGACCUUGAUUACCAGUUGAUUGCAGAACCAGGUUGGCAAAAACUAGUCAAGUGGUAUGGUGUUACAGAUGAAGAGGAAUCAGUAUCACGGAAAGUCAUAGAACAAGGCAUGUUCGUGAAGCAGUGUAAAGUUGAAGUAUACCUACUUGAUUUGAAAUUGUGUCAGAAUUCAAAUACAGAAGAACAGGUUUCCAGGCAGUUUAGUCGAGCAGAUACGCUAGAAUAUAUAGAACAGGAAAUGAGAAAAUUGUUUGAGAUCAAAGAAGACACAGAGGUCAGACUAUGGAAUAAAUAUAUGACAAAUACGUAUGAACAUCUCAACAAACCGGAUAACACAGUUCAAGAUGCUGGGCUAUAUCCAGGACAGGUGAUUGUGAUAGAGCAGAAGAAUGAGGAUGGUACAUGGCCAAGGCAGAACAAGGCAAAGACAGGGUAUGGUGCUCCUAGUAGCCCAAGCCCAAGUACACUCAGUAUAACUAGUGGAUCUGAUAGUCCUGCAAGUUCAUCGUAUAAUGGUACUGUAGGGGCAUCUACAAGCACAAGGCCAUACAGCAGUGGUUACAGCUCUGGUGGAAGCAGUUACAGCUAUGGAAACUCCUAUGACACUGGACGUGGUGGCAGUGCUGCCCCUGGCCUAUGUGGCCUUAGUAAUCUUGGGAACACCUGUUUCAUGAACUCCGCACUACAGGUGAUGAGCAAUGUACCUGAUUUGACAGAGUACAUGUUGAGUGACAAGUGGGAGGAGGAACUGAACUAUGACAAUCCAUUAGGCAUGAAAGGGGAGAUUGCCAAGAGCUAUGCUGAGCUCAUUAAGACUAUAUGGUCAGGAAAAUACAGCUACACAGUACCAAGAAACUUCAAACUUGCAGUAGGGAGAUUUGCCCCCCAGUUCUCUGGAUUCCAGCAGCAAGACUCCCAGGAGCUGAUGGCCUUCCUCCUUGAUGGCCUCCAUGAAGACUUGAACCGCAUUCUCAAAAAGCCUUACAUCGAACAAAAAGAUGCAGAAGGGAAAAAGGACAAAGAAGUCGCCAAUGAAGCCUGGGAAAACUACCGCAAACGUAAUGAUUCAAUAAUUGUAGACACCCUACAUGGCUUGCUGAAGUCCACUCUUGUGUGUCCCGAUUGCUCAAAAGUUUCUGUGACAUUUGAUCCUUUCUGUUAUCUCUCCCUACCUCUUCCUGUAAAAAAAGAACGACAGAUUGAAGUGUUUUAUAUCCCACUAGAUCCAAUGAAGAAAACGGUGCAGUAUAAGCUGACAGUCCCUAAGAUGGGUUCAGUGAAGGAACUGUGCCAGGCCUUGUCCAAGGUUACUGACACCCCCUCAGACAAACUAGUGGUAACAGAUGUCUACAACCAUAGGUUCCAUAAAGUAUUUCAACCGGAUGAGGGCAUAACUCAUAUACUAGAUCGUGAUGAUAUUUUUGUAUAUGAGGUUCCAGUCAGUACAGGUGAUGACCCAGAGACUCUCAUCUUGCCAGUCUACCUGAGAGAAAAAACAAGUCGUGCCUCAGGAUCAGGGUUCAGCAAUUACAGUUCUACCCAGCUGUUUGGCCAACCUCUACUUGUGCCCGUUCCCCGCAAGAAUUGCACCUAUGAUGCCCUCUAUAAUGCUGUUCUGAAUAGAAUGUCGAGGUAUGUGACUGUACCCACAGAAGAUGAUGCCUGGUGGGAAGAGUUCAAGGCACAACAGGAAGAUGCAAUGAGUGAAGAAGAUGCAAAUGAAUAUGAUACUACGGACAGUACUGAAAACACAGAGACAAACAGUAUAAACAAUAAAAACCAGGAUAUAAUUAAUGAGAAUGACACAAACAAAUCGCCCGCCCCUUGCAGACUAUUUAGCUUCACUCUAGUAAACUCCUAUGGCAGUGCAGAAGUUGAGCAAAUCAAGGAUAAUGGAAAACCAAUCAAACUAUCAGGUCGGAGUUACGUUGCAAUAGACUGGUACAGCCAAGCCAAAAAGAAGUAUUUCAAUGAAAAGCUGGCUGAUGAUUUAUUGGUUGAUGAUAGUAUGAACAUGAAACAACAACAGAGGAGACAAGUUAUACAACUCACUGACUGUCUGGACCUGUUUACAACCACCGAGAAACUGGGAGAACAAGAUCCUUGGUACUGUCCAAGAUGUAAAAAGCACCAGCAAGCCACCAAGAAAUUUGACUUAUGGAAGUUACCUAAAGUUUUAGUCAUCCACCUUAAGCGAUUCAAUUAUAACAGAUACUGGAGAGAUAAGAUAGAUGCUUUAGUAGAGUUCCCAGUUAGGGGUUUACAAAUGAAAAAUCUGCUGAUCAACAAAGACCAUGGACCUGCACUCUAUGAUCUGAUAGGUGUUGUCAACCAUUAUGGAGGCAUGGGAGGUGGACACUACACUGCAUAUGGCCUUAACAGUAAUGACAAGCAGUGGCACCACUUUGAUGACUCCAGUGUAUCAUCCGUUGAUGAGGAUGGUGUUGUGACCCGUGCUGCCUAUGUCCUAGUCUACCACCUUCGUGUUCCUGGAGCCGCCGAGCCCCCUAGAGAUAUCCCAGCAGCCCUUGGGGCAGCCCCACAAUCCUCAGACAGUAACUAUAGCAAUGGCAGUAAUGGACUCAGUACCACCAGCACUAGUACGAGUGAUGAUGAGAUGGAUACCAACUGACCAUGACUUGACUUAGGCUACUCAUUAGGCUAUCCAUUUAUUCAACUCCCUCCAGGAGCUACUCUGCUGGUCAUGUUGACCUACUUGUCAUACUAACCUACUGGUCAAGAGGAACCCCUCUGGUGCCCAUGAAGACCCCAGUGGUCAUAUUGACAUCUUGACUUUUAUGACAUUACUGCAGAUUUCUUUAAUUUGAUGGCUAUUUUA